Microcebus murinus (gray mouse lemur) is the source of this 774-nucleotide messenger RNA. RefSeq names its product growth hormone releasing hormone (gene GHRH). NCBI's taxonomy places the organism in Eukaryota, Metazoa, Chordata, Mammalia, Primates, Cheirogaleidae. Gene Ontology annotation, biological process: regulation of protein localization; growth hormone secretion; adenylate cyclase-activating G protein-coupled receptor signaling pathway. Gene Ontology annotation, cellular component: perikaryon; extracellular region; terminal bouton. The record is from RefSeq and is a predicted model, not a curated record. Gene Ontology annotation, molecular function: growth hormone-releasing hormone receptor binding; peptide hormone receptor binding; neuropeptide hormone activity.
CUGGAUGAGGGUGACAGAAGGGACCCCCAGGAAGGUGCUUUCUCCUCCUCCUCCCUCUCUGAGGCCCAAAUCCCGUCUCUAAUGCCUUAUAUCUUUGUUGGUUUUCGCUUCAACCCUGUGAGGUUUGCAGGGGAACUUUAUCAUGCCUUUUUCACAGACAGAGAAAUGAAGUCAGAGCUGGUGACUGAUAGAGGCAGAACUUGAACCCUUGAACUUGAGUCUGGGUUCUUUUUCCCAAUCCACAGCUUCCAAAGGACAAGGACGAAGGCUGCGCCCGACCUUCCCCUCCUGUCGUUCUGCAGGUGCCCCCCCAGGGGUGAAGGAUGCCGCUCUGGGUGUUCCUCUUCGUGAUCCUCACCCUCAGCAGCGGCUCCCACUGCUCCCUGCCCCCCUCCCUGCCCCUCAGGAUGCGGCGGUAUGCAGAUGCCAUCUUCACCAACAGCUACCGAAAGGUGCUGGGCCAGCUGUCCACCCGCAAGCUGCUCCAGGACAUCAUGAGCAGGCAGCAGGGAGAGAGAAACCAGGAGCAAGGAGCAAGGGUACGGCUUGGCCGUCAGGUAGACGGUGUGUGGGCAGAACAAAAGCAAAUGGCACUGGAGAGCGUCCUGGUGGCCCUGCUGCAGAAGCACAGCAGGAAUUUCCAAGGAUGAAGACUCCUCCUGUGGCUUAGGCUACCUGUAGCCAAAAUACAACUGGACCCAGUUAAUCCUCUCUCAUCGCUGACCUACUCUUUCCUUGGCAAAUACAAUAAAAUUCCCCCAUCCUGGUUUGCAU